AUCAAAUCAAACGAAAUCCAAACAUUUGACUUUGUUUGAAAAUAACAAAGUUAUAGGUUAUGCAUGAGCUGCCCUGAUUUUCUUACUUCACAACAGAAUAAUCUUUUUCUUUCACAACAUUGUGAAAGAAAAGAGUUAAAUAGGGGGAAGUGAGCUGUGCUUUCUCAAUACACUCACUACUUCUUCUUCUCAUUGUCAGCCAAGAUGCCAUUUUGGCGUCAAAACGUGUUCGUCGUGUUGCUUCUGACAGGCUCGGUGGGCGUAGCUGCACGGGUACGUUACCACCCUUCAGCAGUGUGCGCGGUGAAAGGCUCUACAGUCACAAUCGGCUGCACGUUCACACCCAUCAUGGAGGUCAUCAGGGUGGUGUGGUGCAUCAAUCACCUCAUUUGUCAUGGCAGCACACCGUCCGUGUACGACAGCGCCAAGCCCUCCUAUGGCUCACGGUACCAGUACCUGGGAGACUUGGAAGGAAACUGCACACUUCGGAUCCACGAUGUCCGGGAGGCAGACAGCAGAACAUUCCGCUUCCGGAUGGAAGCUGCUGACGCUUUGGGACAUUUCACCGGCACCACAGGGGCAAAGUUCAAUGUCAUCGAUAACCCUCAGAUGUUGGUGUUAAGCUCUACCCCUGCCAAGGUGAGCGAGGGCGACAGAGUGACUCUGAGCUGCGCUUCCCGUUGCUCCUUCCAGCAACUGGAGGUGCGCUGGUUCCAAGAUGGCAACCACGUCCUCUCAGAAUCCGGCCCUGCCUUGCAGCUGGGCUCCGUGACCAAGAGCAAGUCUGGCAACUAUACCUGCGCGCUGGCAAAGGACAUGAGGACCACGUCGCUGCCCUUCAGCCUGAAAGUGGAAGCACGUCAAUCCAACUUACGUGAUGGGCAGUUUGCGCUGACUCUUGGCUUGGCCUUUGGCCUUAUGGUGGUGUUGCUGUUUUUCAUUCUGCUGAUCUUCAUCAUUAAAAGGAAGUGUCGGGUGGCAUCAUGUGAGAACGUCAAAGGUCUGGAAGGUGAGACGGAGCAGAAGCAGCACAGUGAACAUGUGUACUGUAACUUCCCAUCAUCUGCUGAGCCAGCCGGACAGGAAAUGAGCCACAGUGCAUUGGAAAUCAACUAUGCCUCCAUCCGGUUUAAACAAACGGCUGUGAGCAGACCAGUGAAGGACAGCAAAGAAUUUGUCGUCUACUCAGCAGUAGCGAGCACAUUGCGAUGACUCAGCAGAUGUUGACAAUUCAGAAUUCUCUACAAGGAUUUAGGAAAGUCAAUGUUUUGCAAGUCUUUCAUCGCAAUUGAAGACAUGCUGAUCAAGGCAAGACAGAUUGAAUCAAGUUUGAAAUGAUAAACUUGAAAUUUUCGGUUCUUUACAAGUCAUAAGCAACGUUUAUUGUUUACCAAAUAAAAUGCCAUUUUAACAAUGUGACACAUUUGACAAAUACAAUGGGUGUAUUUUUAUUUUUUUGUGUGUAAAUAAGACCAGUGUGACAAGACUUUGUAAUGCUAAAAGAGUGCUGACAUAGCAUUCAGGAUUUAGUCAGUGCAUAGAAACGUAAGGUAAUGCAAGUGGACUUUCAUAGAUGCAUUC
Molecule: messenger RNA, 1581 nt
Organism: Doryrhamphus excisus (bluestripe pipefish)
Lineage: Eukaryota; Metazoa; Chordata; Actinopteri; Syngnathiformes; Syngnathidae
Source: RefSeq, a predicted model, not a curated record